Messenger RNA from Hyaloscypha bicolor E, 837 nucleotides. RefSeq lists its product as uncharacterized. The coding region runs from base 220 to 702 and encodes 160 amino acids. The transcript is spliced from 2 exons. The record is from RefSeq and is a predicted model, not a curated record. NCBI's taxonomy places the organism in Eukaryota, Fungi, Ascomycota, Leotiomycetes, Helotiales, Hyaloscyphaceae.
GUACCUGUGACCCCGCAUGCGUCUGCUGUCACCUGUUCUUCUUUUGAUCAUGAGCCUCAUACUAAAGCUGCUCAAACAUUUCUGGGGUAUUUGUGCGUCUAUCCGCGAGAGGUGGAGUUUGCAGACCUAUCGAGUGGGAGGUGCUGUGAGGUUCUGCGGGGCGAUGCUUCCGUGAGGCUCGAUUCGAAUGAGCCACGAGAACUCAGUCUGCCUCAUAAAAUGCGGGGCUGCCACAGCAUGGUGCCAAUACUGCAGUGCAUCGACACUACGACCAUUCGCGCAUUGAGACGCCCUGUUUCUAAGGAAGUUUGGGACAGCAACUCAGCGUGCUGCAUGAGCAACAUUCCCUGGAGGCUGGGUUCCACAAAACGAAAGACCCGGGCCGAAUAUCGAAGAGGCUUUUCACCAGGUAUGGCAUGUAUCAUGUAUGGGAUAAAGUAUAGAAAUAUAUGCCUGAGUGCGUUGGUGGAAAUUUUCUAUUCCCUGGAUCUGAGGGGGAACGGCGAUCUCCUGGAAAAAAAUAGGCUGGGUCGGUUUGAGUGUCUUCGCAGAGCCGCAGAGCCGCAACUUUUUUGCGUUGCCCGCCUGGCGCGAGAAGAACCCGGUGCCCGUGAGUGGCCAGGCCGGAUGUUUGGGGACAUGAUGCAGUGCACAUCUGUCUUCAGUACCACCCUUAAAGCCUGUUAUCUGUUUUCGCUUUAGCCGUGCAGGGACUAAGAAGGAACCAGUCUGAGACGGAAAAAGAAAACUGCGAAGCUUCCUUCUCUUUCAGUCUUUCUGGUCACGAGAGCCGCGUUGAGAGACGAAAGAACUAGAGGCAAAGUCACUGACUUGGUA